AUGGAUCUUUAUUUAACUUUUAAUUGCAAUGGAAAAGUGAAUUUUAAUGAUUGGGAAUUAAAUAGAAAUGGGUUAUUCUUACGUGGAGAAGUGGACAAAAUUUUAUAUCCACAAGACGAAUGUUUCUUAUUAGAUAAAAAUGUACGACUUUUUGGCUAUGAUAUGUCUGCUGCAACAGCUUUGUUAGAUUUAAAGCAUUUCAAUAGAUGUAUGAAUAUGCAACUAAAAAUACUCAGCAGGCAUGAAACUUAUAAUCAAGUAUUAAAUUUCAAAACAAAGGAUAUUGAUUUUUAUUAUAUAAGAUGCAUUAUAUCAGAAUUUAUUUUAUAUAUUCGAAUGUAUUUAAAUAGUAUUAAAGGAAAUUAUCGGUCAUUACAAGCUAUAAAUGAGAAUAUUGAAGAAGAAUUUAAUGUAUUAUUUAUUACAAUAAAACGUUUCCUUGAAAGAAUACGUAAUAUUCCUGAUGCUACAUUCCAUUAUGCACCUUCUAAAUUAGGCAAUCAGUGCAAACAACCAGAAUAUCACAUGUAUCAUAUGCAUAUUGAAUUAAGAUGGUUUUUUAUUUCAUUAAUAUAUACACGAAAUAUAUAUUUCCAAUAUCCAAUUGAAAACCAUUUGGAUGAGUUUGAAAGCAUUCAAAUAAUGAUUAUUAAUGAUCUAAUUUAUACUUCAUUAAAAAUAUUUGAAACGAUGCCUCUGAUACAUGUACAACAAAAAACUCCAUAUAAUUGUACUUGUAUUCGUGAAUUAUGGCUUAUGCUUCAAAUAUUUAUUGAUAAUUUAUCUGACAGAAUGAAAUCAAAGACUUUUUGGGAAUAUGUAAAUGAAUGUAUUAAUGGAUUAUUAAAUAGGAAUGCAUCUGACAACAACAAAGAGUUUCUAACAAUUUGUAAAAAUUCUGAAUUAUUCUGCUUAUGGAUUGUCCAUAAUCUUUCACUUUUAUAUGGUUACAAUAGUGAUGGAAUAUAUUUAGGACCUAAGUGUUCAAGGAUAAGACCUAAUUAUGAACAACUAGAAAGAAUUUUGAAAACAUAUAUUUCAAAAGGUGGGAAAGAUGGUGAUCGAGAUGAAAUUGAUGAAGAAUUACGUAUAAUGAUACCUUUAUUAAAUAAUAUUGUUACUACUUGGUGGCAGCCACGAGUUUCAGUCAUUUCUCUUCUUUGGGAUUGCUUCCAUAAAAGAUUAGAUGAACCAUUUCUGUUACAAGUAUCUGGUCCUUGGACAUUGUCAGUUGAGAAGAAAUCUGCAAUGGAUAUUCUCAAACAGGUGAAGGAUAGAAUAAAUAAUAUAGAUUGUAUUAAAGAAUCAAGUUAUGGCAUGUUCUUACGUUUGCUUGGAUCUUUUUUACGUAUAAACUACAAUAACAGUGAUACAAAAUACUGGAAUCAAAUUAAAGGUCGUAUUUAUUCUAAAUUUUCUAAGGGUAAAGUUGAAGAAUUUUCACUAAGUGGCUUAUAUAAUUUUAUUUCAUUAUUUUUAACAUUAGCUAUUACUGCUGAUACAACAAAUGUUUGUUCUGUAAUGUUAGACCUUUUACCAAUAACAAAAGAAUAUAACAGUGAAAACAGUAAAAAACAUAAUUUAAUCUGGAAAGGAAAAUUGGCUGUUCUGCUUUUAUAUAAUAAUUUUAAAUUGGACUUAAUAAAUAUAGCACCUUUAUAUAUAGAUACGGUAAAUAUUAUAUGUUGUCGUAAAGAUGAUACAUCACGAUCAAUAAUGAGUAAUUUUAUUGAUGUAUUCAGUACGAUUUUAUCAUCUAGUAGUAUCGAAUUAGGAGAACAUUUAUUAUUUAGUGGAUGGAUAGAUAGAUAUUUGUUAGAAUGUUCAAAUAAAAUGGUCGGAAUAUUAAUAAGAGUCUUAGUUAACAUUUUCGAAAAAUGCAUUUAUCUCACUACUGCUUCUAAUACAGGUAGAGUAACACAGAUGCUAGAUGCUUUAUGGUGUUAUGUUGCAUGUAGAGUAAGACAACUUGUUUUUGAUCCUGUUCUUACUAAUGAAUACUACCAAGAUAUUUCAAAACUUGCAGUUUUAUUUACUUUAGAAGCAUUGAAAAAUCCAGCAAUAGCAAAAAAGCAUAAACAUUCGGUUAGCUCUUUAUUUCAGCAUUUUGCGACAUCGAUAAUCGUUAAAGACAUAAGAAUCACAAGAUAUUAUUUGAUACUAAUUCUUGAACAGGAACAAGCAGUUCAUGACCUAAAAAAAGAAAUAAAAAAUUUUGAUACAAUACUUAUACAAGCAUGGUUAAAAUGUUCUAUCAUUGGUCAUGAUACAAAUGGAAAUGAAAUAAAAGUACUGCAAAAUUAUAUAUUACAAUUAAAUGAUAUACAAGAAAUUUUUGAAACAUAUAAUGAUGUUCAAGAAUUUCAAAAUAAUGAUGAAUCUAUUUUAAUAUUUAUAAUGCACUCUAUGAAAAAACGAAACACUUUAAAAACUGAACAAGAACGAAUUCAGUAUGAUACAAAAUGGAGGUUGUACUUAAAUCAUAUAGAAAAAUGGAUUCUUUUACCUAUUACAGAAGAAACUAAGGAUUCAGAAUUGGCUUUGUGGAUAUACAGGUGUAUUGGAACAUUAAUUCUUUGUACUUCUAUUAUGCUAUAUUCUAAAAAUCAACCAAAUAACAUAUUCAAAACAUUACUGAAUAAAACUAUACUGUCAGUGGAACAACCUUUCCUAAAGAACAUAGGGAAAAAAACAUUUUCUAUGAUAGUUUUGGGUAUGGAAGCCCUUAAUGUUAGAAGUGAUAUAUCACUUCAAGUUUUAAUACGAGAUCUUUUUGAUCAAUAUAUGCCACUCUUAGUAACAUCAACUAUUAAUGCAAAUACUUUUAAAGUAUCUGAUUCGUUAUUAAAAUGUUUUAAAGAUGCGAAAGCAGAUUUUAUACGUUUAAUAUUCGAAAUUUUGAUGACUAAUUUUUUUACCAUUUCAAAUGAUAAUAUAAUGCAUAAACAUUCUUAUUUAGUAAUGAUAAUUUUACAAAAUUUGCUCAAAGGUGACAGAAAUUAUGCAUGUCAUAUAAUAGAAUAUAUUAUUUCAAUUUGCACAUCGCAUGUUGUUGGAUGUUACAUAAAAGUUCAUGAUCAUCAUCCACACAAACAGCAGACUACUGAUUUCAUAAAUAAUAUUAUUGGAAAUAUAUACUACAAAGAAAAUAAUUGUUUACGAGACAAGUUUUAUAAUACAAUAUCCAGUACUGUUAAAAGGUCAUUAAUAACAAAUCAACAUAAUACUUUUGAAUUUUUAUAUUCAAUUUUAUCAAUAUCGAUUGAAAUAGUACAAUUUUUGUCACUACAACUUGAACAUACCUUAAAUGAUUUAGAGAUGCAAAGACGUCCAAAUGCUGCAUCUUUUAGGUAUUCCUGGAAUCUGCUUCAAAGUCUCAUAAAAAAGAAUAAGACAGGUCACUAG
Messenger RNA from Eufriesea mexicana, 3405 nucleotides. Its product is annotated as protein MMS22-like. Gene Ontology annotation, biological process: double-strand break repair via homologous recombination; replication fork processing. The transcript has 19 exons. The record is from RefSeq and is a predicted model, not a curated record. NCBI's taxonomy places the organism in Eukaryota, Metazoa, Arthropoda, Insecta, Hymenoptera, Apidae. Gene Ontology annotation, cellular component: nuclear replication fork. Bases 1 to 3405 code for a protein of 1134 amino acids.